AUGGUACACCACAAAGUUACAAUUAUUGGAUCAGGUCCAGCUGCUCAUACUGCUGCCAUUUAUUUAGCUAGAGCUGAAAUUAAACCAACCUUAUACGAAGGGUUCUUAGCUAAUGGAGUUGCUGCUGGUGGUCAAUUAACCACCACUACUGAUAUCGAGAAUUUUCCUGGUUUCCCUGAAGGAAUCAAUGGUACUGAAUUGAUGGAAAGAAUGAAGAAACAAUCUGAAAGAUUUGGUACUGAGAUCAUUACUGAAACUAUUUCCAAAUGUGACUUAUCACAAAGACCUUUUAAAUUAUGGACUGAAUUUAAUGAAGAUGGUGAACCAAUCACUACUGAUGCUGUAAUCAUUGCCACUGGUGCUAGUGCCAAGAGAAUGCAUUUACCUGGUGAAGAAACUUAUUGGCAACAAGGUAUUUCUGCUUGUGCAGUUUGCGAUGGUGCUGUGCCCAUUUUCAGAAACAAGCCAUUGGCUGUUGUUGGUGGUGGUGAUUCUGCUUGUGAAGAAGCAUUGUUUUUGACAAAAUAUGCUUCCAAAGUAUACUUGUUGGUGAGAAGAGAUGUACUUAGAGCAUCAUCUAUUAUGCAAAAGAGAGCCAUGAAUAAUGACAAAUUGGAAAUUUUGUGGAAUACUGAAGCUAAAGAAGCAAAGGGAGACGGUAAAGUAUUGACUUCUUUGGGAAUCUACAACAACAAGACCAACACCACAUCUGAUUUACAAGUUAAUGGAUUGUUUUACGCCAUUGGUCACAUUCCAGCCACCAAGAUUUUCGAAUCUCAAUUGAAGAUGGAUGAUAGUGGAUAUAUCUUGACAAAGCCUGGUACUGCUGAAACUUCAAUCGAAGGUGUUUUCGCUGCUGGUGAUGUUCAAGAUAAGAUUUAUAGACAAGCAAUCACCUCGGCUGGUACUGGAUGUAUGGCAGCUUUGGAAUGUGAAAAAUUUAUUGUUGAACAAGAAGAUUAG
Molecule: messenger RNA, 963 nt
Organism: Lodderomyces parapsilosis
Lineage: Eukaryota; Fungi; Ascomycota; Pichiomycetes; Serinales; Debaryomycetaceae
Gene: TRR1
Product: thioredoxin-disulfide reductase
Exons: 1
Coding region: 1-963 (320 amino acids)
Biological process (GO): removal of superoxide radicals
Cellular component (GO): cytoplasm
Molecular function (GO): thioredoxin-disulfide reductase (NADPH) activity
Source: RefSeq, a predicted model, not a curated record